AUGGCUCCUUACGCUGGACAGACAAUCAUCGUCACCGGGUCCAACGUAGGCCUGGGACUUGAAGCAGCCCGCCAUUUCGUCCGACUUGGCGCACAGAAAGUCAUCAUCGCUGUGCGGAACAAAGACAAGGGCGAAACGGCUGCCCAGUCCAUCCACGAAAGUACGGGACGUGCCGGCGUUGCGGAAGUCUGGGAACUGGAUCUGAGAUCUUAUGCCAGUGUCAAAUCAUUUGCAGAGCGUGCCUCGGGUCUAGAGCGACUUGACGUUGUUGUAAACAAUGCUGGAAUCCUCACAAAGAAGUUUGAGAUGGCCGAGGACAACGAAUCCACGAUCACCGUGAAUGUGGUAAGCGCAGCAUUCUUGAGCCUGUUGCUAUUGCCCAAGCUUCGGGAAACAUCAGUUCGAUUGCGAAGAGAAGUGGUUCUCACAUUCACGGGCUCCUUUGUCCAUUUCAUGACAGAUUUCCCAGAACAGAAGAAUGAACGCAUCCUGAAUGGGCUGGCAGUCCAGAGGGACGCAGACAUGGCCAAUAGGUCGGCAUAUAUCUUGUCCAUUCGGAUCAUUUGUUGA
Molecule: messenger RNA, 570 nt
Organism: Exophiala bonariae
Lineage: Eukaryota; Fungi; Ascomycota; Eurotiomycetes; Chaetothyriales; Herpotrichiellaceae
Exons: 2
Coding region: 1-570 (189 amino acids)
Source: RefSeq, a predicted model, not a curated record